AUGGUACUUGAAGAUGUGACAGAAUAUGAAAAUACGCCAGAAGGUCGGAAAACAACUCAUUUGGAACAAAUUCUGUUAAAUGGAAACAAUAUUACAAUGCUUAUUCCUGGUGGAGAAGGACCAGAUUGA
Diversispora eburnea is the source of this 129-nucleotide messenger RNA. The record is from the annotation of a GenBank genome assembly. Lineage: Eukaryota; Fungi; Glomeromycota; Glomeromycetes; Diversisporales; Diversisporaceae.